AUGGCACUCUCCGAUGUCAUACCUCUUUGGGGGCUUGGCAAUGAGAGCAAUGCAAAGAACAGGGACGAGAAGGCGCUAGUUCUGGCCCAAGUAGUUGGUUGUAAGACAUCUAGAGAGGUAUGGGAUCGACUUCAUGUUCUCUUUUCAUCUACCAGUAAAACUCGAAUCCAUGAUUUGAAAUUAGAAUUAGCUUAUCUAAAGAAGGGUAUUCUCACUAUCACUAAUUAUGUUCAGAAAAUUAAAAGUUUAUAUGAUGCUUUAGCUGCUUCUGGACACUUUCUCAUUGAUGUUGAUCAAAUUCAUUAUCUUCUUGGUGGUUUACUUGCUGAAUAUGAUACCUUUGUGCUCUCUAUGACUAUUAGACUAGAUAGUCUUUCUUUUGUUGAAAUUCAAAGUCUGUUACUUACCUUUGAAAAGCGCUUAGAGCGCCACUCUUCACAAUCUGUAUUGGAUUUUCCUUCUGCUAAUUUGUCCAAUAAAAAGAAAACCUUCAAUCACAAUCAGUCCUCUUCUUAUAAGCCUCGACAAUUUAAUAAUGAUGGUAGUUCUGACAACUCCAAGAAAAUUUCCUAUAAUAACAAUAACCAUAGCAAAUCCAAUUCCAAGAACGUCAUUGUAGUUUGUCAACUUUGUGGGUAUCCUAGCCAUACAGCAGCUACUUGCCGCCGUUAUCUAGAACUCACUACCAAUAAGCCUACCAAGCAAGCUCAUACAACCUCAUCUUCACGAUCUACUCAUGAUGAAAAUCGGUAUCCUGAUUCUGGAGCAACCAAUCAUAUGACUUCAGAUCUUGGGAAUCUCUCUCUUCAUGAUGAAUAUCAUGGAACAGAUCAUAUCCUGAUCGGCAAUGGUACGGGUCUAGACAUUUCUCAUAUUGGCUCUUCUAUUUUGAAUAAUGAUUCUGGGUCCAUUGUCUUGAAAAAUAUUCUCAAAGAGUUCCUAAUAUAUCUAAGAACUUACUCUCUGUCAGCUAGUUUUGUAAGGAUAAUAAUGCAACUUUUAUUUUUGACGCUAUUGGCUUCUCUGUUAAGGACAAAGCGACUGGGAAAACUCUCCUCCAAGGGCCGAUUAAGGGAGGGGUCUAUCAACUAA
Molecule: messenger RNA, 1092 nt
Organism: Nelumbo nucifera (sacred lotus)
Lineage: Eukaryota; Viridiplantae; Streptophyta; Magnoliopsida; Proteales; Nelumbonaceae
Source: RefSeq, a predicted model, not a curated record